CCCCGGGAGCGGGCCAUGCCGCCGCGGGAGCUGAGCGACGCCGAGCCACCGCCUCUCCCAGCCUCGACCCCUCCUCCGCGGCGGCGCAGCGCACCUCCGGAGCUGGGCAUCAAAUGCGUGCUAGUGGGCGAUGGCGCGGUGGGCAAGAGCAGUCUCAUCGUCAGCUACACCUGCAAUGGGUACCCCACGCGCUACCGGCCCACGGCACUGGACACCUUCUCCGUGCAAGUCCUGGUAGAUGGAGCCCCUGUGCGAAUCGAGCUCUGGGAUACCGCAGGGCAGGAGGACUUUGACCGGCUUCGCUCCCUCUGCUACCCAGAUACUGAUGUCUUUCUGGCUUGCUUCAGUGUGGUGCAGCCCAGCUCCUUCCAAAACAUCACAGAAAAAUGGCUGCCGGAGAUCCGCACUCACAACCCCCAAGCCCCUGUGUUGCUGGUGGGCACUCAGGCUGAUCUGAGGGACGAUGUCAAUGUACUAAUUCAACUGGACCAGGGAGGCCGGGAGGGCCCAAUACCCCAACCCCAGGCCCAGGGUCUGGCGGAGAAAAUCCGGGCCUGCUGCUACCUUGAGUGUUCAGCCUUGACACAGAAGAACUUGAAGGAAGUGUUUGACUCGGCCAUUCUCAGUGCCAUUGAACACAAAGCCCGCCUAGAGAAGAAACUGAACGCAAAAGGUGUGCGCACGCUCUCUCGCUGCCGCUGGAAGAAGUUCUUCUGCUUUGUUUGA
This is a messenger RNA of Arvicola amphibius (Eurasian water vole), 726 nucleotides long. It is a transcript of the gene Rhov, whose product is annotated as ras homolog family member V. The record is from RefSeq and is a predicted model, not a curated record. NCBI's taxonomy places the organism in Eukaryota, Metazoa, Chordata, Mammalia, Rodentia, Cricetidae. Gene Ontology annotation, molecular function: GTP binding; GTPase activity. Bases 16 to 726 code for a protein of 236 amino acids. Gene Ontology annotation, biological process: small GTPase-mediated signal transduction. The transcript has 3 exons.